This is a messenger RNA of Echinops telfairi (small Madagascar hedgehog), 777 nucleotides long. RefSeq names its product pregnancy-associated glycoprotein-like. Gene Ontology annotation, biological process: proteolysis. The transcript has 6 exons. Gene Ontology annotation, molecular function: aspartic-type endopeptidase activity. Bases 1 to 777 code for a protein of 258 amino acids. Lineage: Eukaryota; Metazoa; Chordata; Mammalia; Afrosoricida; Tenrecidae. The record is from RefSeq and is a predicted model, not a curated record.
AUGAACUGGUUUGGGAUCUUCGGACUGCUGGCCCUCUCGGAGGCACUGGUCACGAUCCCUCUGCGGAAGAUCAAGCCCCUGAGAGAAAGCCUGAGGGAAAUUAACCAGCUGAAUAACUUCCUGGACACGUAUCGGCACAGCACCAUCUCCAAGUAUUUUCUCAGCCAGGAGAGCAAGGGCGUUCCCAAAAAGGCACUCCAGAACUACCUGGAUAUGGCGUACAUCGGCACCAUUAGCAUCGGGACGCCCCCUCAGGAGUUUGAAGUCAUCUUCGAUACGGGCUCCACUGACCUGUGGGUGCCCUCCAUCUACUGCCACAGCUCUGCCUGCAGUGACCACAACGUCUUCCACCCUCUGAGGUCCUCCACCUUCCAGUUCUUGGGCCAGCCCAUCGACAUCACCUACGGCACCGGGGCCAUGAAGGGGUUUCUGGGCAGAGACACGGUGAAGGUCGCGGGGCUGGUGGAUGAGAACCAGGACUUUGGCCUGAGCGUGCUGGAGCCCACGCCCUUCAUGGACAAGAUGCCCUUCGAUGGCAUUCUGGGACUGGCCUUCCCCACCUUGGCCACCAAUGGAAGCACCCCUUUCUUUGAUAACCUACUGAAGCAGGGAGUCAUUUCUCAAGGCGUCUUUGCCUUCUACUUGACCGGCAACUUCCAAACCACGCCUUUGAGCCUAACCCAAGAUAUCUGGGUUCUGGGCGACGUUUUCCUGAGGCUGUAUUUCUCCGUCUACGACCGGGAUAAUCAGAGGAUGGGCCUGGCGCCGGCCGUGUGA